Molecule: messenger RNA, 552 nt
Organism: Mangifera indica (mango)
Lineage: Eukaryota; Viridiplantae; Streptophyta; Magnoliopsida; Sapindales; Anacardiaceae
Product: germin-like protein subfamily 1 member 14
Exons: 1
Cellular component (GO): cell wall
Molecular function (GO): manganese ion binding
Source: RefSeq, a predicted model, not a curated record
UAUGCAGUGUUUCUGAAUGGGAAGUUUUGCAAGGACCCCAACCUCGCCAAAGCUGAGGACUUUUUCUUUUCAGUUAAAACGCCUGGAAACACAAACAAUCCACUUGGUUCAAAUGUCACAGCUGUGACAGUAGACCAAAUUCGAGGACUUAACACUCUUGGCAUCUCAGCUGCCCGCCUUGACUUUGCACCUUAUGGCGAAGUCCCACCUCACACUCACCCUCGUGCCACUGAGAUUCUUGUUGUCCUGGAGGGCACUCUUUUUGUUGGGUUCGUCACUUCCGAUCCCAACCAUACACUUAUAAGCAAAGUUCUUAACCCAAGUGAUGUGUUCAUCUUCCCCAUUGGUCUCAUUCACUUCCAAGUCAAUAUCGGAAAAACAAAUGCUCUUGCUUUUUCUGGUUUGAGCAGUCAGAACCUCGGUGUGAUUACCAUUGCCAGUGCUGUGUUUGGAUCAAAUCCUCCGAUUAAUCCAGAUUUUCUUGCCAAGGCCUUCCAGUUGGAUGUGAAAGUGGUGAAAGAUCUUGAGGCAAAAUUUAAGACGGAUAAUUAG